AUGCUCAUCCAAAACGAAAGAACACCCGUAAAAUACGCGCCGCAAGAGGCCAAGGGCGCGUCCCUCGCCCCGGCUUCGCUGCAGCUGCAGUCCUCCGACAAGGAGAUCGAACCUUUCAACUUCACCUUCGAAGUCGUCCGCCCGACGGUUUUCCGUACCACAUACUCCUCGGCUUCCCGCCCAAUUCCUCCGUUUCCCAGCGCCCAGCGUCCGAGUUUGGACGCCGCUCCCAAAGAUGUCGAGUCCUCCUCAAGCGACAACAGCCGCGCUUUCACCACCUCCGCCGCUAAGGCUGUUGUAGAAUGGUCAAGCGCUCCCGUUGUGUCCAUUCACCUGGGCAAAGACACCUCAGGAAAGCCUCUUCACAAGGACCUGCCGUUCCGCUCCUACUCGGCUGACGGCGCCGGCGUGGCGCACUACUCUGUCUACAAGAAGGGCACCCUCCACGUCGGCCUCGGCGAGAAGGCCGCGCCAAUGGACCUCAGCGCCCGUGGCUUCACGAUCUCCGCCUCCGACACCUUUGGCUACGAUGCCUACAACACCGACCCUCUGUACAAGCACAUCCCGUUGCUCAUCAACGUCACCACCGAAGGCGCCGUCGGUCUCUUCUCGACCGCGCACUCCCGCUCCACAUGGUCUAUAGGCUCCGAGCUCGAUGGCAUGUGGGGUGCCUACAAGGUCCAUCGCCAGGCUCAUGGCGGUCUGGAGCAGUACAUCAUCGUCGGCAAGACGGUCGCUGAGGUUGUUCACUCAUACGCUGAGCUCGUUGGCUUCCCGCUGCGCGUGCCGCGUUACAUGAUGGGUUACAUCGGCGGCGGUAUGAAGUACAGUGCGAUGGACUCACCGAGGGCACACGACUGCAUCAUGGGCUUCAUCAAGAACUGCGAGAAGCACGAUAUUCCCUGCACAGCUUUCCAGAUGAGCUCCGGAUACACUGUUGCUGAGGUGGAGCCCAAAACGAGAAAUGUGUUCACAUGGAAUUACCACAGAUUCCCGGAACCGCGCGAGUUUACAAGAGAAGCCCACAAGCAUGGCGUAAGGCUGUUGGCGAACAUCAAGCCGUACGUGCUUGCGACACACCCGGAGUACAAGAGGCUUUCUGAGGCUGGUGCGUUCUUCAAGGACCCCGAGACUGGAAAGACUGCUGUCACAAGACUUUGGAGUGCUGGUGGUGGUGAGAGCGGCGAGGGAAGUCACAUCGACUUCACCAGCAAUGCCGGAUAUCAAUGGUGGUAUGACGGUGUCGUCUCCCUGAAGAAGGUCGGCAUCGACGUGAUGUGGAACGACAACAAUGAGUACACUGUCCCCGAUGACCAGUGGCAGUGUGCCCUUGAGAAGAAGGACCUGGUCCCUAUUCCUGAGGGUCUCGACCGCAAGGACGUUGGUCUCUGGGGUCGUGCUAUUCACACCGAGCUCAUGGGUAAGGCAUCCCACGAUGCUACUAUCGAGGGCAAGCCGGAAGAACGCCCUGUUGUUCUCACUCGCAGUGCUACCGCUGGAACUAUGAAGUACUGCGGCAGCUCCUGGAGUGGUGACAACGUUACAGCCUGGGAGUCCAUGAAGGGCGGCAACUCCCUUGCCCUCAACGCCAGCUUCUCCCUCCUCCACUGCUACGGUCACGACAUUGGCGGCUUCGAAGGCCCCCAGCCCACCCCCGAGCACCUCACCCGCUGGAUCCAGCUCGGCGUCCACUCCCCCCGCUUCACAAUCAACUGCUUCAAGACCUCCGAGGAAGACAACCUCAUCGGCGGCGUCAUCGAGCCCUGGAUGUACCCCACCGCGACCCCGACCAUCCGCGCCGCCGUCAAGCGCCGCUACGAGCUCGUCCCCUACACCUACUCCCACAACCUCCGCGCCCACCACACCGCCAUCCCUCCCCAGCGCUGGACCGGUUGGGGCUACGAGUCCGACCCCGAGGUCUGGACCAAGGCCAUCAAGGCCGGCGACACACAGUACUGGUUCGGUGAUGCCCUCAUCAUCGGCGGCGUCUACGAGCCCGGCGUCGACACGGCCAAGGUCUACCUCCCCAAGAAGAGCGACGGCAAGGACUUUGGUUUCCUCAACACCAACGCGCCGUACGAGCACUUCGAGGCCGGCAAGUGGCACACCGUUCUCUCGCCGUGGUACAACUCCAUCCCCGUCAUCGCCAAGAUCGGUGCCGCCAUCCCCGUCGGAAAGCCGUUGCCCACGACGUCGCAGAAGGAGGAGGACCCAGAGUUCCCUGGACAGGCCAAGGACGACUGGCGUGGAUUGGAGAUCUUCCCGCCUCCCGUGCUGAGGGGCUCUGCUGCCUCCGGCACGGUUGAGCAGGUUUCCAGUGACGACGUCAAGGGCGUCGUCUUUGAGGAUGCGUGGUUUGAGGAUGACGGUAUCAGCCGCGACGUGCCGGCGGAGUACAAGUUCACCGUUAAGUACGAGGUCGUCGACGGAGAGAGGAUCUCCGUUGAGGUUCGCGGUGCUGUUACAGAGGGUGACAAGAACGCUUGGAAGCCUCUGUGGGCUGAUGGAGGUAUCAACGUCAUCCUGCCCGUUGGUGAGGACAGGACCGUUGUCACAAAGGGGGCUGAAGCAAAGGAGCAGUCUUUGGAUGCCCGUGGACGUAGAGUGUGGAACGUGCCUGUUACCUGGGAGUAA
Messenger RNA from Colletotrichum karsti, 2634 nucleotides. Its product is annotated as neutral alpha-glucosidase ab precursor. Gene Ontology annotation, biological process: carbohydrate metabolic process. NCBI's taxonomy places the organism in Eukaryota, Fungi, Ascomycota, Sordariomycetes, Glomerellales, Glomerellaceae. The transcript has 2 exons. Gene Ontology annotation, molecular function: hydrolase activity, hydrolyzing O-glycosyl compounds; carbohydrate binding. Bases 1 to 2634 code for a protein of 877 amino acids. The record is from RefSeq and is a predicted model, not a curated record.